AUGCUGCAGUUGACUUUGGUGGGGGAGACGGAGGGCGCCUUUCGUGGCUCGCUUGGAGCCUUCGCCGACGCACUGGCUCGCGAUGCCGAGGCGUUGGUGAGCGGCUGCGGGGAACUCGUCAAGAUGGAGGCGGAGGCGAGUGCAGUUACGCAGCGACAAGAACCCUCCGAGCCGACAGCCGUCCCCGCAGCAGAAGAGUCAGCCUCGGCGUGGGAUAAAAUUUCCACCCCCAGCCCACCCCUCUACUUUGCGGCAGUGUCGAAACUAAACAGUCUUCUGCAUUCAAUGAAGCUUCACGCGACGGCUGGCGAUGGGGAGGAGCGGGCGACGGCUGAGCGAGUGCUUCUUCUCCUGCGGGUUAUUUGCCUCUAUUGCUUCGCCACUGCGCGGCCGGCGACGGGGGGCCAUGGCGAAGCCCCUUCGCAAGGGAGCAGCGGCCGCACGACGCCGAUGACGCGCCUCGCACGCCGUCCAGGCGCCGCGGGCAACCGCCCCGUCCCAGAGAGCGAGACUCCAGGAGUGGAAACGCGCAUGGCGGAGGAGACGUUUCGCGUUGCGGUAGACGCCGUGGUGCGGCUCUCCGUGUGCGGAGCAGCGCGAGUUGUUACGCGUGGCACCGUCUCCGUAGAUAGCACUGCCAAGCCUGUCGAGCUUUGUGCGGAAGUGAAUCUGGCGGCGUUGUGUCUCUUGACGGCGGCACUCGUGCGGUUUCGCAAUGCGGAGUUUAACGCCACGCGUUACCUGCCGGCGCUAUUUCCAGAGAUCGAUGCGAGGGACCCGAGUACCAUUCACCCUCUCCUUACCCCGCUGCUCUGGGGCCCUGAGGAGCGUCUCCGCGCCGCUGCCGCCGCUCUUGUCGCUGCGCUGCUACGCAAGUUACAGCCCAACUUUAAAUACGCAGAGGAGCCACAGCGGAAGCGGCAGUCAUUCUCGUCGCUGGCCUCUCAGGGUGGUCGGACGCUCGCAUCUCUGCACGACGUACUUCUCUAUUCCCUACAGCUGUCGAGUGGGCCCCCCGCGCUGCGGAAGACCUCUGCUGCGGCAGCCGCCGCCUCGCACUUCUCCACGGGUCUCGUGUUUUCCACCUUUGCGGUGCUUGUGGCAACGACCCCGUACCGCCGCUGUCCGCACUCCUUUGAGGUGGUACAGCAGACUCUCGAACUGCCACUGCUGCGGGAUGCUCUUUUAGAUGCCUCCUGCGAGGAAUUUGCGUCGGCGACGACGUUUCUCAGCUCCGUCUUCAAGGCGGACUCCCUCGCCAGCGUGGUGCGGGCGUACCUUGCCGCUGAGGGGGGUGACGUCGGCGCCACAAGCACGGGGCCCAGGCAUCCUCCGCCGGACCGGCGCGCCGGCAGAGGGGCACUGCUGCUUGAGGUGCUGCUAACGCAUGCGGCGCGUCGUGUGGGGGUUUGGCGGUGCGUGGUGCAACUCUCCCGUAUGCAUCCAUGGAUUGUGGGGACGCACUUCGCAAUUCUGAUGGAUGCGGCCCGCGCCGUCCUCCGUGCCGCGCCAAAAAAUAUGGAGGAAGCCGCAGCAGCAGAAAAGACCGGCAACGUCGCUGUGGGCAAUACGUUGGGGGAAUGUCUGCGGGCCUGGUUGCAUUUCAUGGGGUAUGUAUGGCAUUCCUUCGACGGCCACUCCGCGGAUCCGGCACUUGGGCAGGAUUACGAGGCCCAUCGUGCAACACCGCAGCAGAAGGAGCGGAUCCUGACAGAACUCGUCCUGCCCGUACUUCGGAUGACGCCUAGCGGGCCUCGAUACACCGAGGCUUGGCGAACGGCGCUGCGAUGCGUGGCGCAGUUGGGUAACGAAUUUUUCUCCGCCAUGCCCGCAACCCUGCGUGAGGGGAUUGUUGCCCAGGUAAUCAGUAGCACAACCGCACACGAGGGUAGUGUGCGGUCUGAGGCAUUCACGACAAUUGGUGUAUGGGCGUGGCAGUACAGUACGUUUGAGAACUGGCUUACUGGCUUUGUCGAGCGUGCCGCAAGUGCAAUGUGCGGCGAUGCAGAGCCCGAGGUGCGUUCCAAGGCGGCCUUUGCCAUCUCCAACAUCACCUCCCGUCUGGGGGAGGAGACUGACCUCAGCCCGCUGCGGCAGUCGCCGUACCACAUGCAGCUGCUCUGCGACGUCGCCAUGUACGCCACGCAGGCGCGCGAGGACGCCGCAGUUGUCGGCCAUGGCAUCCGUAUGAUGAGCCACCUGUUGCACAGCCUCAGCUUUGAGGAACUCAUCGCCGAGCUGUCGGAGGAGCAGGAGUGUGUGGCGGAGGGUUACCUUAACGCCCUACUCCGGUUUUUGCUGCCGUCGAACCGUGAUGCGAAGCUGCGUUGGAACGCCGCGUGCGCCCUUGGGCUUGGUCUUUCGCGGGAGGUGGUGUUUGAGGCGGAGCCACCGGCGGCGACGCGGGCCGUGGAGCGGCUGUGCGUCAUUGUCUGCCACGAUCGCAUCUUCAAGGUGCGCACGCAGGCGGCAGUGGCGCUUGCGAAGGUGCCGAUGACGUGCCUUUCGUCAGGGCGCUACACCGUGGAGGACCUCGCCCCAAAGGUGACGCGGGCCCUUUGCGAGGCCCUGCAGGCGUCCGGUGGCUCCACCGAGAACUUUGCGCAGUACAAGGAGCAGGACGCGCUCUGUGCGGCGCUGCGGCAGGCGCUGGGGGUGAUGAUCACCAGCGCCUCCCCGAGUGCCAUGCUGCAGCGCGUCUUUGGCGAGUACCGCGUGAUGUUGGAGGCGGAAGGACUCCUGUAG
Trypanosoma conorhini is the source of this 2745-nucleotide messenger RNA. RefSeq lists its product as uncharacterized. The record is from RefSeq and is a predicted model, not a curated record. Lineage: Eukaryota; Euglenozoa; Kinetoplastea; Trypanosomatida; Trypanosomatidae. The transcript has a single exon. The coding region runs from base 1 to 2745 and encodes 914 amino acids.